AUGGACAGUGACAAGCCACAGGCCUCAACGGCCCAAGGCUCUGACGACCUGUUCCCAGGCGCGCCUGUUAACGUUCGUCUUCCCUUCAUAGGUCCUAGUGCGAAUGCAUGGGCUCAGCAGAAGGAAAACGAGCGUCGACAGAGGAUGCAACAGCAGUCUUCCCACUACAAAGAGGAAAAAGAGAAUGAGCCUCUCCAUCACAAGCAGUCAAACACUGAGCGCUUUAAUGAUGCUGUCGCGAUCCCACUCGUGGGCCCGACUAUGCCUGCAUCGCAGAAGCCUGGGGCAAGGUCUUCGGGACUUGACUAUGAUGAAGAGCUUGCUCUUCCUAUGCCAAAACCUCGUACAUUGUCCAGGCCAACUCCACCUCCUCCGGUUCCCACACUCAUGCAGCCUCCUACCAGGCGUGGUAGGAAGGGAAAGGAUCGUUCUGUGACUGAUCCUGGAAAGCCAACUGUGCCUCAGACCGUUGUCUCGAUGCCAGAAAUCACUUUCGAAGAAAAGAAAGUCACGGAGAAGAAGUCCAAAGUUGCAACGCUGAAGUCGAAGUUCAGUCUUAAGGACAUGAUAAGGGAAAGCAACAAGGAUGUCUCCAAGGCUAAUACACACAACGUCAAGAAAGAUACCGUCGAGCAGUCGAAGUCUUCUUUCGAAUCUGAGAAGUCUGUCGACUCAACGGACGAGCCUAAGCUAUACGUCCCGAAACCAAAGGAGCCAGGGGUUGUUCCCUCUUCGGCUCCCCCUACCUCAGUCCCAGAUAGGUUCAGGGACUCGUACAGUUCGGCUGAAGAACCACGCAUCAGAACGGUUCGCUCCACUCCAGCAGCUGCUGUUGAGUCUCUCGCUGAGGGUUCAAGAAGGGCUUCUGUUGGGAGCACUGCAAAUGCAGAAACACCUCAGUCGAAGUAUGUGAGUUCCCAGGAAAAGAUUGAAGGUAUUAUCAUGGGCGACCCUUCACUUUCACCCACUCGUACGGGAACAUACGCCAAAAGCGGAACCCCUGAGGUCAUUGCAUCGCAGUCACGCAUUGUGAGUAUGCAAGCUGAAGUGGAGACGCAUAGACAGGCAUCUGGAGAAAGUUCAAGCUCUCAGGUACAGAUGUUUGAAUCGCCCAUGGAGGUGUUGUACUCCCCAUCGGUGUACGGUCCUUCUGGAAGCGGCGCUUGGGAACAAUUGCAACAUGCUCAUCCGGACACUAUGCCGAUGUUUUCACCGGGUCAUCGAGCGAUAGAGCAGAACGGCUAUGGUGCCUUGAGACGUGCCUCGGACAUGUCGAUUCCUCCCAAUAUUUCAACUGAACAUCGUUCUGCCAUCCAGAAUCCUGUCAGCAGCCAGGGACGCUCUGGCAAUUUGGUGAUCUCUGCUCCUGGUCCUAUUCCUGUUCAAUAUGCAUCUGCGCCACAGCAAUCUCAGUAUCCAAACACUCCCAUCGAAGACGUGUCGCUCUUUACUGGCGUGACCAGCCACGGAGGAUACGCACCUCCACCGCCAGACCCAGAAUAUCAGAGCACGGCCAAUUUGGAGCAGCAGCUCUGGACACAUGCUAGCACACUUCAUCACCACAUGAACAGCAUGACGACCAGACUCACCAAAGUCAUUGGAGAUACGCACAACUGGCACAUGGAUCAAGUGAUGCGCAACGUCGAUAACCUCGGUGAUGUGGCUCGCAUUCUCACGAACCGGGCAGUGGGCCAUUCUCAGAUCGCCGAUGAGACCAAAGGUCUGCUGACUGAAGUGCGAGGAGAACUUCAAGCAUUGAGAAGGGAAUCAAGCAUCACAGAUCGUCGUCUGACAGAGACGGUCCACAAUAUACAUCGAGAGAUUGCCCCAUUGCGCCAGAAGGUCGACGCGUUGUAUGCUGAGUUCAUGUCCCGCCCUUCAGAAGCAAAGGGGAAACAGAGAGUGCAGCGUGUGCCCAGCGCAGAGGAGAUUUCAGCGCGGUUGAGUAACAUAUCCGUAGCCUCUCAAAGCACACGGGGCAGAAGUAAUACGAGACGCAGGAAGGCGAAGGAACCAUCUGCUGCCACUGAAGAGUGCCCGAGUGAUGUUCCGACUCCAACGGCUGCAUUUAGAACACCGAAUCAAGCUGGCAGUGCAGCUGGUGAUGACAAUGACCAAACGGUCAAGGGAGACACGGGGAAGCAGCCUCAGGGCGUUUCUGAGGCGACCACUGGAGGGCCUGACUGGAAAGCAGGCUCAUUGUGUUCUGAGUCUGACCACGCUUCUGUCUCUUCCACCCUUCCUGGUCCAGAAGUUGCCUCUUUGAGCGAGAAGAAUACCAGUGCUGGUGGUGAAAAGAAGAAGAAUAAGACUCCGCGGAAGAAGAACGUCUUUGGUCUUGGAAAACGACAGGACGGUGAGCAGAGCAAGCACCCCAAGACUCCCAAGCAUAACGGAGUCCCGGAACAAAGUCUUCCUCAGGUUUUGUCUGAAGCUGGCACCCAUUCACCUCAUAUUCCACAGACCCCAUCUCGCGCGUCGUUGGAAUCAUCUGCUGGUUCUGCCUCUCAUAUCAGUCCAAGCUUGGUGCACCCUGCACUCCGCAACCCCCGCCAGCAGGAGAUUAUGCGUCAGAGAGAGCAACAGAACCGCCAGCAGAGACCGCGUGGACCUUACAGACGCAACCAGCAGCAGACGCAGGGCGGUUUUCAGCAGCACCACCACCACAGCCAGCUUAUCAGUCCGUCGUUCACUCCCAAUCCGGCUGCUAUCAACGCGUACAUGAGCUAUCCGCCCAUGUUGAGCUCUCCGACAAUACCUCCCACGCCGGGCUAUCCUCCCCCUCCUCCGCCUCCGAUGCCACCGCGCAAUGCUCCCGGUCCUCAUUACGGACCUCCCCCUUCCCCUGCCUGGGUGACUGGCGCUCCUGCUCCCGCCAUGCUGACCCCGUCUGUCUCUGAACCAUGGGGUCCCUCCCACUGGUAUCAGGAGGCGUACGGUGGCGAGCGUGCUGGCAGCAACCAGUCGUAUCAGAAGUGA
Paecilomyces variotii is the source of this 2979-nucleotide messenger RNA. RefSeq lists its product as hypothetical. The coding region runs from base 1 to 2979 and encodes 992 amino acids. The record is from RefSeq and is a predicted model, not a curated record. NCBI's taxonomy places the organism in Eukaryota, Fungi, Ascomycota, Eurotiomycetes, Eurotiales, Thermoascaceae. The transcript has a single exon.